Anopheles coustani is the source of this 3114-nucleotide messenger RNA. It is a transcript of the gene ZnT63C, whose product is annotated as proton-coupled zinc antiporter SLC30A1. The record is from RefSeq and is a predicted model, not a curated record. Gene Ontology annotation, biological process: detoxification of zinc ion; intracellular zinc ion homeostasis; zinc ion transmembrane transport. The transcript is spliced from 10 exons. The coding region runs from base 548 to 1870 and encodes 440 amino acids. Gene Ontology annotation, molecular function: zinc ion transmembrane transporter activity. Gene Ontology annotation, cellular component: membrane. Lineage: Eukaryota; Metazoa; Arthropoda; Insecta; Diptera; Culicidae.
GUUCCCGUAGAAUUCUCGACACGCACGGGUCGGUCAUAUCGGCGUGGACUGCGUUUGGUGCAGCAGUUCGAGACGUGCAGUUGAUAGCUAGGAAAAGGAGCUUACGGAAAAGGCAGCUGGACUGCCGAACAAGUACCGUUGUGAUCUGUGCGAAACGUAUCAAGUUGUCCUAUUUUGCUGCAGCGUUGUAUCAUCAGCUGAGUGCAUUCGAGAAGUGCAUGCAAGUGCAGAAAGGCAGGAAAGGAAAAAAGAAAAACGUAUACAGUGCAUUCUAUUCAACACAGUGACCCGUUGGUGAGCAAGAGUUGUUGCUUCAAUUCGAUUCGUCGUCGUUCGUCUGUGUCCCGUUCAUUCGAAGAACAAACCCGCCCGGCCAACUGAUCGAUCCCGAUGCUGCCUCCGAUAAUUUGAAUACGCUGACAACCCCUGGUUCGAACGGCGGUGGUGUUUCGUAAAGGGCGACGAUCCCUUUAUAUUUUUCCCAGGACAAGGAAGGUGAAGUGGUAGUACUUCAUUCCGCAGACUACGUACAAAAACAACCAAAACGAUGGCCAAAUUCAGCGGGAAAAAAUGCCGUCUACUGACGGUGAUGUCGUUGACGGUAUUUUUCUUCUUCGUCGAAAUCGUCGUCGGCUACCUGACGAAUUCCAUGGCCCUGGUGGCCGAUAGUUUUCACAUGCUGGGUGAUAUUGCGGCACUGGUUAUAUCUUUUCUCUCGAUAAAGAUGUCGCCCAAAAAGUGGUCCAAAAAUACAUUCGGUUGGGCGCGAGCGGAAGUGCUCGGCGCGCUGGUGAAUGCAGUAUUCCUAAUUGCCCUUUGCUUCAGUAUUACCAUUGAGGCGUGUAAAAGAUUUAUCGAGGUAGAGCAUAUCCACGAACCAGAGCUGCUGAUUGCCGUUGGCGUAAUUGGGCUACUGGUGAAUCUGCUUGGACUCUGCCUUUUGCACAAACACGGUGGAGGGCAUAUUGGACACUCUCACGGUGGAGGCCUUUCGCAGGCGAAGCAAAUGGGUGGAUCGCACGGAAAUUUGGCCAAUACGGACGACAAUGAGAACAAAUCAUUCAUGUACCAACAGAAUGGUACAGCUGCGAAAAAACCAGCCCACCACGGACAUUCGCACGAUUCCUCUCAGAUGAACAUGCGAGGCGCAUUUCUGCACGUGCUGAGCGACGCCCUCGGUAGCGUGGUGGUAAUCAUCAGUGCCCUGAUCGUCAAGUACACCGACUGGAAGUACAAGCUGUACAUGGAUCCGGCACUUUCGGUGCUGCUGGUGGUACUCAUCCUGAAAUCUGUCUGGCCGCUGCUCCGCGAAUCUGCACUCAUCCUGCUGCAGACCGUCCCGACGCACAUCCAGGUCGAUGCGAUUCAACGGCGCCUACUAGAGAAGGUGGAUGGAGUAUUGGCAGUGCACGAAUUCCACGUUUGGCAGCUCGCGGGUGAUCGCAUUAUCGCCUCCGCACACAUCCGCUGCCGAAAUCUGUCAGAGUACAUGAAAAUUGCCGAGCGGGUGAAAGAGUUCUUCCACAACGAGGGCAUCCACUCCACCACGAUACAGCCGGAGUUUGUCGAAAUCGAAGCGCUCAACAGUUUUUCCGGAUCGGACGGGUUUUCCAACAGCCUGAAUGGCAGUGCGACUCAGGACUGCUGCGCCCUGGACUGCCCAACGACGGACGAGAGUAGUUGUAUCAAAGCUACAUGCUGCCAAAACAACAAUAACAUUAAGAAUCAACCAUCGUCACCAACUCCCUCGCCAUUUUUAUGUCGCCAAAGAAAUUCCAGAAGCGGGAACGACGUGGAGUCAGGGUCCUUACUUGAUCAGAACAAUCAAACUGCAUCGAACGAGGAUGCGCUGCCAAAAAUCAACGUCUGACAGACAAAUCCGAUAAAAAGUAGCAAAAAUCACUUAACCAUCGGAUCAGCAUCAUCCUCAUCAUCGUGUUCAUCGAAGCGACAACCGGAAGUAGCUACCAUAGUAUUUAACAGCAGCAGCAGCACCCACAAACUGGAGGGAAUAAGUUCCCCGUGUGCUCCACUAAGUGGGAAAGAGUGGGGAGAGGGUGACUGUGUCGGCGAGCGCGAUAUGCUAUUUAACCUUGAAUCGAGCCGGCUGUAUCGGACCCGGCGUCACGGAGUUGUUGGCCGCGAUGCGAGAAAUCCAACCUUUUCUGAACCUCAGUCGACGGACGCACCAUCCAACGUCGCAACAACUGGCACCAAACAUUACACCUUACCGGCAAUGCCGGCCCCGUGCAGCUUGCUGGAGAGCUACGUCACCGGAACUGGGUCCCCGUUGCGAAACCUGUACUGCCAAUGCAAACACCACCACGAUUCGUUACAGUGAACGAUUACAAUCCGGUUUGGUUGACCCCAGCAGGAGUGACAGAAAACCGAAAUCAAAUUUUAAACUACCUUACGAAACCCGUUUCCCGACGGGAACGUCAUCGUUUUUUCGUCGUUGACCUUAGUUCAGCCCGUAGGGUGCUUAACUUUAGUAGCGAACAAAUUUACAAAUAGGUCCCCUCCGGUUCUGCAAUCUCUUGCAGUCGUUGGAUCCGUUUGUUAUCCCCUUGAGAUCCGUUUUAAAAGAGUGAGACCGGCCAGGCCAGAUGAUGACAACGGGAGGCAACCAGUUUAGUAAAUCAUGGAUACGGUUACAACCGUAUGCAGUGCAGCGUAUUUUGUAAUCGCGUGAGCUCCUUGCGAAGAAAAGGAAGACACAAAUCCACACCUUUGCGGAGUUUGUGCGUUUUCUUUGAUUGAGUAUUUAGCAAAAGGGAGGUUGGUGGGUUGAGAACAAGGAUUUUAAAGCAUAUAACGAUCGAAAUAUUCGACUGGUACGCGCGCACAGGCUCAAACCACUGUUGUAUUUCAAAUUUGUACAACCUUCUAAUUAUCGUUUAUAUAGUUACUGGUAAUUAUCUUAGCUCUAGAAGAUGACGACACUGACGAGGAGAGGUUAGAAGGUUGACUGUAAGCAGAAAGUAUAUCUGUGUUGCACUCUGUUGUGAGGUAUUUAAGGAGAGCAACACGAACGCAUAUUUUUUUACUGUAACAAGCAGAAACAAUAGAAUUUAACGACAGGAGGAAUGCAGAAUAAAUAUUAACUGGAAAGAG